Molecule: messenger RNA, 1107 nt
Organism: Lotus japonicus
Lineage: Eukaryota; Viridiplantae; Streptophyta; Magnoliopsida; Fabales; Fabaceae
Product: auxin-responsive protein IAA16
Exons: 4
Coding region: 123-884 (253 amino acids)
Biological process (GO): regulation of DNA-templated transcription
Cellular component (GO): nucleus
Molecular function (GO): protein binding
Source: RefSeq, a predicted model, not a curated record
CCACAUUAUUAUAUCACCAAAACCUUUAACCUCAUCACAUAAAACACAGGCCUCAUUCUCCUCACCCAACAUCUCAAUCUCAAUUCUGAAACAUUGUUUAAGGUUUCUUAACUUUAUUAUCUAUGGAGGCAGAGAGAGACAAGUACAGCAUGAUCCAUUUUGAAGAGACCGAGCUGCGACUCGGUCUUCCUCUGAGUGGAAAGGAAGGAGAUUCCACCCUCAAGAGCACAUUGAAUGGAAAGAGAGUUUUUUCAGACACAAAAACUGUGGAUUUAAAGCUCAAUCUUUCUUCAACAAACAAUGUCUUGGGCUCAGGAUCUUCUUCCUCCUCUGUUUCUAAAGAGUCUAGGAACCCAGCAAAAUCACCACCUGCAAAGGCACAAGUGGUUGGUUGGCCACCAGUUCGUUCAUUCAGAAAGAACAUUGUUAACGUUCAAAAGAGCAACAAUAUUAAUGAAGCAGAGAAGGCCACCAUCACCUCCACCGCAACUGCCAGCGGCGGCAACAACGCUGCCAACCCCGGCACGGCUUUCGUGAAGGUGAGCAUGGACGGUGCACCUUACCUACGCAAGGUGGACUUGAAAUUGUACAAGAGCUACCAAGAGCUCUCGGAGGCGCUGUCUAAAAUGUUCAGUUCCUUCACCGUCGCCAAAUGUGGCUCCCAAGGCGUGAAGGACUUCAUGAAUGAGAGCAAAUUGAUAGAUCUUCUGAAUGGCUCUGAUUAUGUGCCGACAUAUGAAGACAAAGAUGGAGAUUGGAUGCUAGUGGGUGAUGUCCCAUGGGAGAUGUUUGUGGGAUCAUGCAAGCGCCUGCGAAUAAUGAAAGGAUCUGAGGCAAUCGGGCUAGCACCGAGAGCAGUGGAAAAGUGCAAGAACAGAAGCUGAAAAGUUAAGUUUUGAAGUCCAAGUUCAACAAAAAACCUGCUUGGUCGAGUCUAAUUAGGAGCCAAGUCAUAUAAUGUUUUUUUGGCAAAAAAGUUUAGAAAUAAUUUUCUUGUAUGUAUGAGAAAAUAUUUGGAAAUUGUUAUGGAGGAAAAAUAAUAGAGUAUGUUAUAUAUGAAUGAGCUCUUGGUUGUUUCCAAGUGAAAUUAAAAUGUGAUAUUGUCUA